Messenger RNA from Osmerus eperlanus (European smelt), 3578 nucleotides. RefSeq lists its product as uncharacterized. Bases 238 to 1824 code for a protein of 528 amino acids. Lineage: Eukaryota; Metazoa; Chordata; Actinopteri; Osmeriformes; Osmeridae. The record is from RefSeq and is a predicted model, not a curated record. The transcript is spliced from 3 exons.
AGAGGGGAAGAGGAGGAGGAGAGAGGAGAGGAGGAGGAGGAGAGAGGAGAGGAGGAGAGAGGGGAAGAGGAGGAGGAGAGAGAAGAGGAGGAUAAGGAGAGAGGAGAGGAUAAGAGAGGGGAGGGGCCCGGAUACAAGGUGGAGGAUCUCUUUCCUGAGGAGGCCGAUGACAGCCCCGCCCAGUCUGACGUUCCACGGCCUCCAUCCAUCCUGGAUCAGCCAAUCAGAGACGAGGUAAUGUCCGACGCCUCAACGGGCUCGGGUCACGACCCCGACCACGACCUCAGCGACUGCCUCCAGGUGCAGUUUGCGGUCGUGUCGUCCGACAGCGACUUCGACGACCAAGGGAAAACCGUUGCCUGCACCGGCAACAAGGAAGAGGGCGAGGAAGGGGCGGUGGAGGCGGGAAUCCAAGAUGGCGGCAGCGACGCGGAUCCGCCCCUCGUCCUGGAACAGCCGUCCAGCCCCCCUCCGGCCCGCCAGCUCCAGACCUCCAGCCCCCAGGCCCCCAGCCUGGGUCUGAUCCCCGAGGACGAGGAGGGCUGCCUGGGCAACGUCUCCAGCCGAGCCCCUGUCCUCCGCUCUCCCUCCGCCUCCUCCUCCACCUCCGACCCUGACCGCAGGGUUCCCCAGGACUACUGCGUCCUGCAGGAGAACGUCAGCGAGAACGUCAGCGAGGAACACGUGGACUUCCUGAGCGCUCGGCAGCAGUGGCGCCAGAUGGAGGAGCAGGUCAAAGGUCAGGUCCUCCCCCAGCCUGGGGUCAGGGUGGGGUCAGGGGUCGCCCAGGGAGGUCACAGCUUCCUGCCCUUAAGGAGCGUUGAGCACCCACGCCGGGAAGCGGACCUGGGAGGGGACGGCCUGCACCACGCCACGUUCAGCCCAUGUUCGGAGGACUCUGGCGUGGACGAGCUGAGCGGACGCUCCCCCUACGAGGAGCCGGAGAACCAGGUGGAGAGAGAGAUCCGCCUCACUCUGGAGAGGGAAGAGAACUUCCGCCGGGAGAGGAUCCAGGGACAGACCAGGCCCAGACCCUCCACCCUGCACCCCCACGCCCAUCCCGACGACCGCAGGAGGGCCGCCCCCAGCCCCGGCACCCCCACCUUCUCCAUCUCCCCCUCCCCCUCCUCCCCCCGCCCCGUCUACCACGAGAUGUCAGCCAACAACGUCAUCAUCCUGGAGCCCGACUCCUCCCCCUUCCCCGCCCGCACCCGCCCUCACGGCCUCCCCCUCCUCUCCCCAAGCCACGCCCCCCCGCACUUCAAUGAUUGGUCCCCGAACAUCGACCCGUCCAGCAUCAUCAUCCUGGAGACGUCCAAUCUGAUCAUCCGGAGUGCGUCGGAGUUCUGCCUGAGCUCCGCGGGGCUGGGCGUGGCGGGCGGGGAGACGGUGCAGGAGAGCACGUUCAGCUCUAACCCCUUCUUCAAGCUGCGCUCGCGGAGCAGCAUGUCGCUGGUGGAGCAGGAGAUCCGGGCCGUGAGGCAGCGGGAGGAGGACUGGAGGAGGCAGCGAGCUCAGCUACAGCUGCCGGGCACCAGGGAGAGAUACGACACCGUGCUGGUCUCACCCAGCCUGCUGGAGGGGCUGGGCUAUGACCGCGGGGAGGUGCCGGUGAGGUGUGUGUCCUCCCCCUCCUCCCCCUCCAGGGUUCGCAAGAUGGACCGCUCCACCUUGUCAUGUGACCACAGGUUCCCUUCCUCGCUGUCCUGCUCCGCCUCCUCCACCUCCUCCACCUCCUCCCCUGCUUUCGCCGUCUCUCGCCGACAGAGCGCCUUGGCCCAGCGCUGGGAGGCCAGCCUGCUGGCCAAUCACAGCAAGGACUGAGGGGCAACUCUGGACCGACGGGCCAAUCAACAACCGGCUAGCGAGAACAGCUGAUGACCUUAUGGCCUGGUCCUUCUGAAACAUGCACCUGUGACACAUUAGGUCUGGGGAGAUUACCGGGGUAACAUCUGAAAGGUCGGCCAUGUUGCUUUUGCCUGUCCAGUUGACUCAGAGGCUGUUUAUCAAUCCACGUUCUUUUCCGUUCUUGUGUUCUCGUGAACUUGUUUGACGUCAUCUUUCAAGGCCAAGAAUUGUUCCAAUCCAGAGAACGCAACUGACCAAGAAUGCCUAAAAUGCCCGGAUGUCGAUCCACCACUCCAGGAUGCACUCCAUCUUGCGAGACCAUUCUCAUCAAGAACAUUCUUCUCAAGUACACAAGUACGUUCUUCGGAUUGAUAAACUGAUAUGUGCUUGGGGUCAGGGGUCAUGGGGGUCAGGGGUCAUAGGGGUCAUAGGGGUCAGGAUCUGGGAGAUCCUGGUUGGAGGAUGAAUGAGGACUAGCCAACAGCUUCUUUUAUUGCCAAUACUUCCUGCACUUUUCUAGAUGUUACGUUUUUACUAUUGAUACAACUUGAAUUUACUGUACUGAAUACAUAUAAAUAUAUAAUAUAUUGAUGACUGCAAUAUUUAUAGUGAAACAAGGUUGACGAAGGACGUUAUUUACACCACUUGACUACUGACAGAUCCCAAUAACUCUCUGGAUUUUGAAAGACUUCUGAUUGCUGAUGUGAAUGUGCUGACAAUACUGUCUUGUGAAGAUUUGUACCUAUUUUAUGUACCGUAUUGAUUCAAUGAAGGGGAAAAUAUAUUUAUGGUAUUUUCGUAUUUAAUCUAAGCAUAGACUCUGUGAUAAAGGUCAUGAUGAUGUUGUGGUGUAAACAAUGUGUCUGGUGUUGGAAGGCGCAGCUGAUCUCAGUGAAAUAAGAUGUUUUGAUGACAUGGUAAUGUUACACUCAACAGAUUAAAAUAAUCCCAGGUUAUAACCAAAUGGUUCCAGAAAUACAAAGUACUGUAGGAAUUAUUUGGUUUAAUAUAGGGUUAUUAAAAUCCCUGAUUUGGGCAUAUGACACAUUACUAAAAUAUAUUCCUAUAUUUUUGGUGUGUUUUGACAUGUUUAUAUAAGUAAUAAUGAAUCCUCAACAUUGUUUUAGUAGCUGCAUUAGAGUCAGCCAGGCCAAAUACUUUAAAAUACCAAGACUUGGAGUGCCCUUGAUUUAUGGUACCUCCUAAAUUGUACCCAACACGCAUGCACCCCAUUGACCACAUCAAGUGCACCAAGAACAUGUGACCCAUAAGUGUCACCCAAGGAUCAAAUCAAACACACCUUAACUCGUUGUCAUUUACACUGCCCUGCUAUUAUCUUGGGGCGCUCUUGAUUUAGGUUACCUAUUACAAUUAACCCAACGGCUCAGUCCUAUAAGUGUCAACCGAGAGUCAAAUCAAAUUCACUUUAACUUCAUUACACAGGUCAGUGUAAUCUGCCCUGAUCUGCUAUUGGCUCGCAGGGUCGAAGGCCUGGUUGAUUGACCACAUCCUUGUAGCUUUGCUGGCUUGUUUGCUGUUUUCAGCCAGUCUGGUUCAGCUCCUAUGUAUUAAUAUUAUUAUUAUUGUUUUACAGUAUUAUUACGUUUACGAUUUUCAGUUUGUUUUGGUGUUCAGUUGUUUCAUGACGAUUCUAUUUUUCGUUUGUAGUUUUCAUCGUUUGCAGUGGAAGAAUACUUUUGCGAAAUGAAUUAAAGUUGACAAUAUUGAAA